Cryptotermes secundus is the source of this 3585-nucleotide messenger RNA. It is a transcript of the gene SrpRalpha, whose product is annotated as signal recognition particle receptor subunit alpha homolog. NCBI's taxonomy places the organism in Eukaryota, Metazoa, Arthropoda, Insecta, Blattodea, Kalotermitidae. The transcript has 14 exons. Gene Ontology annotation, biological process: SRP-dependent cotranslational protein targeting to membrane. The record is from RefSeq and is a predicted model, not a curated record. Gene Ontology annotation, molecular function: signal recognition particle binding; ATP hydrolysis activity; GTP binding. The coding region runs from base 215 to 2122 and encodes 635 amino acids. Gene Ontology annotation, cellular component: endoplasmic reticulum membrane; signal recognition particle receptor complex.
UUUCGUCCUGUCAAGCGUUCAAACUUCUUUGGCUCUUUGGUAACUAACAGUAAGAAGUUCCAACUGCCUCUCCCACGUGAACCACGUGAAAGAUUUUAACCCGGGAGAUGGCAAAUGUAUCGUCUGUCGAUUCGUUGUGAAACUUAAAAUAAUCGAAGCUAUUUCCGAAGGCCGUUAGGCUGGGAGCUGUUAAGGAAGCGAAGCAGUUGUCAGUAUGUUGGAUUUAUUUACCAUAUUUAGUAAAGGUGGCAUCGUUCUAUGGUGCUUCCAGAGCACUAGCCAGAUAUUUACUCCAUCAGUUAAUGCGUUAAUACGAAGUGUUAUACUGCAAGAAAGAACUGGAAAUAACAGUUUUGAGCACAAUGCAUUGACAUUAAAAUACAAGCUUGAUAAUGAAUUCGAGCUUGUAUUUGUUGUUGCCUAUCAAAAAAUUCUACAGUUGUCGUACGUUGACAAAUUCCUGAAUGAUAUCCAUCUGGAAUUCAGAGACAAGUACAAAACAGAUUUGCAUGAAGGACUCUAUUUUCAGGUAAGUGGUGUUACAAUUUAUAGUGCAGUAAUCUGGAAUAAUAANCAGGCAAGGAUUCCCAAACAGAUGAGAACCUUUGAGGAAUCAUCAAAAUCAAAGAAAACUGUGGCAUCUAUGAUUGAGAGAAAGAAUGAUGAGAAAGAAAAUAAGAAAACAGGGAAAAAUAAGAAGAAGGGUGUUGGUUUUGUUAACGGUGAUGGCAUCACUACCAUGAAGAAUGCAGAACCUCCAAAGAUUGAGACGCAACCAUCCUCUAAUGGAGAACUGGAUGAGGAGACUUUACAACAGAAUCGUCUCCGCCUUGCUCAGAGGAUGGCAGCUGGUGGGAAAAGUCCCAAGUCCAGAGCAGAGAAAAAGAGCCCAAAGCCCUUGAAGGAAGGAAAGAAACCACGUGUAUGGGAUCUGGGUGGCAACACAAAGGAUCUUGCCAAUCUGGAGUACACCAAGGACAAGCCCACAGAUGGAAUUCCUGGGCGAGAUGAGGUACAACCUGACACCAAGAUUAUUGGCACAAUGGCAGGUGGAAUUCGCGACCUGGAGGUGGAGAGUGACACUGAAGAUGAAAUGGAAUAUGAGGAAGAAGUACUUGCAGAACCACGCAAGCAGGGCACAGUGACUGCUGGAAAGUCAAAGGGUGUAUUCUCCUUGUUGAGGGGUCUGGUUGGCAGCAAGAAUCUGACACAUGAGGACAUGCAACCUGUGCUUGAGAAGCUGAAAGACCAUCUGAUUGCCAAGAAUGUGGCAGCAGACAUUGCUCAUAAGCUCUGUGACUCUGUGGCAACCAAAUUGGAGGGAAAAGUGCUGGGAACAUUCGACACUGUGGCAAAAACGGUCAAAACCACUUUGACAGAGGCUCUAGUGCAGAUUCUUUCACCAAAGAGACGUGUAGAUAUCUUGCGAGAUGCCAUGGAAGCCAAGAAACAGGGCCGACCUUAUGUCAUGACUUUCUGUGGGGUAAAUGGUGUGGGAAAAUCUACCAAUCUUGCAAAGAUCUGUUUCUGGCUCAUCGAAAACAACUUGCGUGUGCUCAUCGCAGCGUGUGACACAUUUCGAGCUGGGGCUGUGGAACAGCUGCGUACACACACACGUCAUCUAAACGCCCUUCACCCUUCAGACAAACAUGGUGGUCAGCAGAUGGUACAGCUGUAUGAGAAGGGAUAUGGUAAGGAUGCAGCUGGGAUUGCUAUGGAAGCCAUCAACUUUGCACGUGACCUCAAGAUUAAUGUGGUGCUGGUCGACACAGCUGGGCGCAUGCAGGACAAUGAGCCCCUCAUGAGGGCCCUUGCAAAGUUGAUCAUAGUGAAUGAGCCUGAUUUGGUGCUGUUUGUUGGGGAAGCACUUGUAGGCAAUGAGGCUGUGGAUCAGCUUGUUAAAUUCAACCAGGCCAUGGCUGAUUAUUCCUUGUCUGCCAACCCUCAUCUCAUUGAUGGCAUAGUUCUUACCAAGUUUGACACCAUUGAUGAUAAGGUUGGAGCUGCCAUCUCUAUGACAUACAUCACAGGCCAGCCUAUUGUGUUCGUGGGUACAGGGCAGACCUACACAGAUCUCAAGUCUCUAAAUGCCAAGGCUGUGGUUCAUGCACUGAUGAAGUGAAGAGGCAGUUCAGUCAUUCAAGCAGGAUGAUGGUACAAAAUUCUAAAUUUAUUAGCUGGUCAUUUUAUUAGUAUGGCAUAAAAUCACAAUAUUUUAAUUCUUUCUUUGUGAAUGUAUUUUAACUGUGUAUACAGAGUAUUCCAGCAUGUUACUGAUUGUGACAGUACAAAUUUAUUCCUAUCCAACUAAUCUGAAGCAGUGUAUUUUUUUAGCAGAAAUGUUUCUUCUGUUCAUAAUCUCUUUGAUUUAAAAAUAUCAUACUCGUCAAACUUUCUAAGAUCUGAUUACUUUUUACCUAAAUUGAAAUAUAUCACAUAUCAUGUAAAUUACUGUAUCUUCUAGAGUCCAAGAUGCAGUUUCUCUCAUGGAAAAUGCUACCAAAAGUCUGAGUGCAUGUUAUAGUCCACAAAUGUAGAAGGCAGUGGAAAUGACAAAAUAUAUUCUGAAAGGAGAUACUCGUAGGAAUGUUACUCCACUCCACCAUGGCAGCAUGUUUUCAUUGAAUUAUAAUUUGCAAGAACUGAAAUGUUGCAGACCAUGUCAUUGCUAUGGGUGGGUUUGGAUUUCAUUAGUGCUGUACUGUAACCAUUAUUGGUAACAUUAUUUCAUGUUUUUAAUGCAAUGGGCUCAAGGCACGAAUGGAUUUCAUGUGUUAUAGGGUUUAAAUUGUGGCAAACAACAUGGAAAGAAUGCAAAAGGAAGAUAUUUUAGUAACAUUAUACAGAUGCAUCUUAGAGUCCAAAAAUAAGGCAAUUUAAUACGAACAUCUAAACAGUAGAAAUGCUUUCUUUCUCAAUAUCAUUCAGAAUGUGAGAUCUGCUUUUUACAUUUGCUGCUAAUGAUACUAGGAAGGCAUAUUCACUCUAGUCUGUCCCUGAAAGACAGUUUCUAAUACAGUUUUAAUAUCUUGAAUUAUUGAUAUGUGAGAUGAUAAUCUUAAUUAUUUCCAUGUGAGUCAUAUGUGACUAAUAGCCCAACUCUCUUGAUUGCCACGCUUCUUGCUUGAUCACUUCAUUUGGAUGUUGUUGACCCUGUCCAUGGAUAGCCAACCAUCCAUCAUUAUAAUCAUCAUUAUGGUGGAGGUAUUUGAGAUUUCAGGUUCCUACAGCAGUUACUGUGAAGAUUACUGUCUUCUGAGAUGUAGUGUCAUAGAUGUUUACAGUUAUUUCAGAGGAAUAUGCUGCCCCAUCUGCAGAUAUGGGACUGGAUGCUGAUUGAUCAUGAAGAUGGAGGUAGCAUAAUCCUCUGAAAUGUUAGUACACACUGAACAGUUUUCCAGAAGACAACAGUCUUCAUGGUGGAAGUUUUUUGUGGGUUAGUGAAGUAUCUACUACUUUAACAGCAUUGAUCAUUGUUUAUAUUACUUCAUAUGGUGUACAUAUUGUAUCCCUGAAUUGAAUAAAAAAUCUCCCAGUUUAUUCAUUUCCUUGUUACUGUAUGGCAGUUUUAUUAAACAUGGAGAA